AUGUUUGUCAAAUCCGAGACCUUGGAGUUGAAGGAGGAAGAGGACGUGCUGGUGCUGCUCGGCUCGGCCUCCCCCGCCUCUGCUGCCCUCACCCCGUUGUCGUCCAGCGCGGACGAGGAGGAAGAGGAGGAGCUGGGCGCGUCGGGCGCGGCGCGCCGGCCGCGCGGGGCCGAGGGCGGGCCGGGUGGGCUCGGCGGCUCUCCGGCCGGAGCCGAGGGCUGCCGGCCCGCGCGGCUGCUGGGUCUGGUGCAUGAGUGCAAGCGGCGCCCCUCCAGGGCGCGAGCCGUUUCCCGCGGCGCCAAGACGGCCGAGACGGUGCAGCGCAUCAAGAAGACCCGUAGACUGAAGGCUAACAACCGUGAGCGCAACCGCAUGCACAACCUCAAUGCCGCGCUGGACGCGCUGCGCGAGGUCCUCCCCACGUUUCCCGAGGAUGCCAAGCUCACCAAGAUCGAGACCCUGCGCUUCGCCCACAAUUACAUCUGGGCGCUCACCGAGACCCUGCGCCUGGCGGACCAUUGCGGGGGUGGCGGCGGAGGCCUGCCGGGGGCGCUCUUUUCCGAGACUGUGUUGCUGAGCCCGGGAGGCGCUAGCGCCUCCCUGAGCAGCAGCGGAGACAGCCCGUCGCCUGCCUCCACCUGGAGCUGCACCAACAGCCCGGCGCCGUCCUCUUCGGCGUCCUCCAACUCCACCUCCCCCUACAGCUGCACUUUAUCUCCUGCCAGCCCGGCGGGUUCAGACAUGGACUAUUGGCAGCCCCCACCUCCCGACAAGCACCGCUACGCACCUCACAUCCCCAUAGUCAGGGACUGUAUCUAG
Molecule: messenger RNA, 819 nt
Organism: Enhydra lutris kenyoni (northern sea otter)
Lineage: Eukaryota; Metazoa; Chordata; Mammalia; Carnivora; Mustelidae
Product: neurogenin 2
Exons: 1
Coding region: 1-819 (272 amino acids)
Molecular function (GO): protein dimerization activity
Source: RefSeq, a predicted model, not a curated record